AUGGUAAACCCACCCGUUUCCUACGAUGUUGGAUCCUCUAGCCGAUCUGAAGAGGAACAUAAAGAACAACCUCCAGCACCAGUAUCCGAACAACCAGAACCAACCGAACCAGAAAAAGAAGAGCCUAGUCAAGAAUCAGAGACACACGAGAGCGAAGAAGAUAAGCCCGUUGAAGAGCCCGCAGAACCAGAGAAAAAACCAGAAGAACCUAUUGCUAACCCCAGCGAGGAAAACCAUGAACCGCCAGCUCCAGAAAAUGAUAGUAAACCAAUUGAAGAACCUGCUGAACCUACAGGAACAGUAGAACUUGAACCUGAAAAUCCAGAAGUUCCGGAACCAGGAAAAGAACAACCAGAAAAUCCUGCACCGGUAGCUGAACCAGAAAAUCCCGAACUUGUACCUGAACCAGAAAAUCCUGAACCUAUACCUGAACCAGAAAAUCCCGGACCUCUACCUGAACCAGAAAAUCCCGAAUCUGUACCUGAAACAGGAAACGAGCCAGAAAAUCCUGAACUUGUACCUGAACCUGUACCUGAACCAGGAAACGAACCAGAAAAUCCUGGACCUCUACCUGAACCAGAAAAUCCCGAAUCUGUACCUGAACCAGGAAACGAGCCAGAAAAUCCUGAACUUGUACCUGAACCAGAAAAUACUGAAUCUGUACCUGAACCAGGAAACGAACCAGAAAAUCCCGAACCUCUACCUGAACCAGAAAAUCCCGAAUCUGUACCUGAAAUAGAAAACGAACCAGAAAAUCCUGAACUUGUACCUGAACCAGGAAAUGAACCAGAAAAUCCCGAACCUCUACCUGAACCAGAAAAUCCCGAAUCUGUACCUGAAACAGAAAGUCCUGAACCUGUACCUGAACCAGGUAAUGAAGAACCAGAAAAUCCUGAAUUAGUACCAGAGCCAGGAAACGAAGACACGGAACAAACCGGCGAAGAACCAGCUGAAGAAUCGAAUGAAGAUAAUGAUGAACCGGAUAUCAUGAGCGAACUGCUUAAGAGCGAACAAUUCUGGAAGUGGUUAGGAGAAUGGACCGCGACAUACAUGGAACUAUUAGAAAAGCAUAUAAGGAAAAUAGCAAUCCAAGAAAUAUGCAACCGCGAGAAAUCUGGUGAACAAAUGUGUCUCCUGGAAGACAAGCCUGAAGAUAAUUAUAAUGAUGGUGUUAUAAUCAAAGAUGGGAAGAUCAUUGUAGACGGUAAAGAAAUAGAAAUAACAAACACCGAUAAUUUAGACAAAGAUCUAAAGAAACAUCAAAACAAUAAAGGCGAUAACGAUAAGAAAAAUAAAAAUGAAAAUAAGAUAGAAGCAUCUACAAUCUAUGGCAAUUCGGUAGGAAACGAGAAAGUAACAAAUGUGUUUAUAUUUACCGCUGACAAAGCUGAUGAGGUUAUAGACAAUUUGAAACCAGAUGGUGAAUCUGAAGUUGACUUAGUAAUUGACGAUAGGAUAAAAGAAAACGAAAAUAAGGAGAAGUCCACUGAAGUUGUUGACCCAUCAGAAUCUAAUUUAGGAAAUACUGAAUCUAACACAAGUGAAAUUAAUAAGGAAGAAGGUGAUAAUGAAGAAACAAACCAAGGUGAGGUUAGCAAGGAAGAACCGAACGAAGAUAACAUAAACGAAUCAAAUAACAGUGAACCUGAAGAACUUAAUAAUGAAGAAGUUAUCAAAGAAAGUGAGGGUGAUAACGAAGAAUUAAAUAAAAACGACUCAAAUGAAGGGGAAGCUAACGAAGAGUCAAAUAAAGAUGCAAAAGAACCCAAAAAAGAAGAAUCCACGAGUGACAUAGAAGAAUCAAAACGUGAAGACGAUUCAAAGUUAGAACCUAGUGAAAGCGAAUCAAAUUAGAAAAGUACUCGUACGAUUUAGCUUAAUUAGGUAAGAAAAAGGUUAUAAUAGUAUAAGAAAACUGACUAGAAUUUGUCAGCUGAAGUAGAUGUCGCUGUACAACAUGUUUUCUCUUCUACAAUAUAAAUUUUUGAUUGUAGCCAUAUAAGUUUAAUUUUCUAA
This is a messenger RNA of Cydia fagiglandana, 2016 nucleotides long. Its product is annotated as sporozoite surface protein 2-like. NCBI's taxonomy places the organism in Eukaryota, Metazoa, Arthropoda, Insecta, Lepidoptera, Tortricidae. The transcript has 4 exons. The coding region runs from base 1 to 1854 and encodes 617 amino acids. The record is from RefSeq and is a predicted model, not a curated record.